Molecule: messenger RNA, 1122 nt
Organism: Larimichthys crocea (large yellow croaker)
Lineage: Eukaryota; Metazoa; Chordata; Actinopteri; Sciaenidae
Gene: tmem223
Product: transmembrane protein 223
Exons: 1
Coding region: 219-1016 (265 amino acids)
Biological process (GO): nervous system development
Cellular component (GO): mitochondrion
Source: RefSeq, a predicted model, not a curated record
GUUGUUUUUUUAUGGCAUGACUCAAACACUUAAUUUUGGCCAGCGCUGCUUUCCGUAACCUGACGCCAUGCGUCACACGUAACAACAUGUCGGCGCCCUCUGCUUUGCAGCUCAGUGUCGGGAGAGACGCGUUCAAACUCGGGUUAUAACAAAUAUUCUGGGUCGUACGCGGUUAUAUUUCUCUGGUCGAAGAGUUGUGGGGAGGUCUGUGGUGUAAAAUGGGUUUGCAGCGGCUGCUCUGCGGAGCACUGCAGAGUUACUCCAGACAGCUCCGACUCGUCUUUCAGCGCGCCUCCAUGUCCACACAGACUUCACAGACCACGUCCAGCACGGCUGACAGACUCACAGGUCUGUGCAGCGGGGUAUUCACCCACACAAACCGGCUCGGCACCGCUCACAGACAGCUGGCAGCCCGCCGCAGCCUCUGCACGUCCAGCUCCAGCCAGCCCUCCAGAGAUGUCACCCUGUUCGCGCACGACAGGACGCGCUUCUUCCGGCUCCUCUCGGUCUUCUGCGGCGGCCAGUUUCUCUUCUGGACUUACCUCGGGCACUUCGCUUACACCGGGCUCAGAAACACGGGGAGCGUCAAAGAGAAAAGCAAGACGUCCACCACCACUACCGCCACCGCCACCGGGUUGGCUGGGAUGUUGAGCUUUGAGAUGAACCUGGGCUCAAACACCUGGAGGUACGGCUUCACCCUGGGCUGCCUCGCUAUAGGAGCAGGGAUACUCGGAUGCGGGUUUGUGUUUUGCCGGCGCUCUGUCAGCCAGGUGGUUUUACACCAAGGCGGGAGGAUGGUGACAGUUUCCACGCAGUCACCUUUAGGAUCAGGCCGAGGCCGCAAAAUAACAGUCCCGCUGUCCCAGGUGGCCUGUCACGCUCACAGACACGAGUCCCCCUCGUUCAUCCCCCUCAGGAUUAAAGGACACAAGUUCUACUUUCUCCUGGACAAAGAGGGGACCAUGAACAACGCACGGCUGUUUGAUGUCACUGUCGGGGCUUACCGGCCUCUUUAGGUUGCCAAAACACCAACACAGCACUGGUCCACAGAUGAAUGCCAAACAUGCAUCAGUUUCUGUUCGUCUUCAAUUAAAUAAUAAAAUCUAUGAGAUCAAACAUGGA